Molecule: messenger RNA, 3671 nt
Organism: Aplysia californica (California sea hare)
Lineage: Eukaryota; Metazoa; Mollusca; Gastropoda; Aplysiida; Aplysiidae
Exons: 9
Coding region: 915-3044 (709 amino acids)
Molecular function (GO): protein binding
Source: RefSeq, a predicted model, not a curated record
UGUACUAUGUACACAUUUGUUUAUGCAUGCAUUUUUCAAAUUUGUCUUCUCUCACUUAUUUAAUCUGUACUUUGAAUUUUGGCCCUCCCACAUCGACGAUGCAAUAAUAACCCAGAAACUUCAGAGUUAAGGGAAACAAGGCAGAAAAUCAAUCAGGAUCAAAAGAGAAAACUGUAACAAUAACAACUUAAACCUUGCCCGUAUUGACCAUCAUUGCAUAAAUGUUUUGAGAAGACCCCCAACGCAGGCGACAUUUCAAACUGUGACGUCAUCCCCUGCGUUGUCCACGAUGAGGUCUCUACGCAUGGUUGCAGGAUGGGUCGUCUCAAAACACUUAUAUAAUUUAUUCUCCAUCUUCAUGAAUGCACGAAGCAGAUUGUGCAAAUGCUAGGGAAAUACGGAGUAAGAUCUGGCUUGCGGUUUUCUUGCAAACAUUUUGACAAUUUUAUUUUUGCUUUUGUAAACGAUGAGAUAUAGCACAAACAUAAUGUUCAUUUUAACCACUCAGAUUUCUUUGAAAUGGCCCCUAAUCUAUUUUUAGACGUUCGGAAAAUUUUAGCCGCCCCGCAGGUCAUGUGACUGCGUGGGCCUGCAUAACAAUGAGUCAUGCGACAUAUUGCAUAAUUCUUGCGUCAGCCGCAACGCAGGCGGACGGAGUAUAAAAGGUUCACGAGCCGCUACACAGGCAGAUCAACACUCACCGCUACUACAAGAGCGAAAAAGAAGAAACUGCUGACGACGACCAUUACCUCUUUGACAACGACAGAAAUUAUCCAAGCUGAGACCUGCGGAGCUGACAAGUUUUUCCAUAUCAGUGUGACGGCAAAUAGAAGGCAUAUUAUAUUGCUACGAAAACCCAAGUUACUGACAUCAUCAGAAACUAUCCAACCAAAUCACUGAUUGAGCAGACGACAAUGGAAGUGGCGGUGAAAGCGUUUCUGCAAAGAGCUGACGACAACAGGGAGGUGAGGAGACUGAGCUUGCCCAUGGGGCCAGGUGGUGCCAUGUUCAAAUCCUUGUCUGGCAAAGUGGCUUCAGCGUUCCCAGGUCUGAGCGGGAAGAAGUUUGUGAUCACGUGGGAAGACCCGGACGGUGACUUUGUCCAGAUGUCCACUGAUGAAGAGUUACAAGAGGCUCUGACACAUAGUUCCACAGGACGGCUCAAAGUCUACAUCAAUGUAGUUGAUGGUCAGUCCGGCAAUGUGGAUCAGAUGAUGGAGGAAGAGGCGGGGCUUAGCACAGAUCCGGAGUCUGAGGUCACUCGUGUACGACACAACAGAGAGGUACCGGCUGCUGUCAGUCACGAGGGUUUGCCCCUCCCACACGGCACGCCCACUUCUCUGUACGGAAUGUUUGGACAACAUGGCGGAUUUGGAUGUAGGAGGCGAAGAGGUCAGAACCACGGACCCUGGAAGAGAAGGCACCAGUCACCGGCCGGGCCAUGUGGCCCAUGUGAUGGCCAGGGAGAGAUGGCCCAGGGGCUACACGCUGGCAGGCGAGAGAAGAGCAGCGAAAAGCGAGACUGGAAGAAGUCGCUGAGGGAAUCUGUCCCCGUGAGCCAGCGUCGUUGGGCCAAGAUCUACGUCCACAACUGGAGAAAAGAAAACCUCGAGAACGUCAGCACGACGACAUCCAGCGACAGCGGGCAAGAGAAGAAGGGGAAGACCAUGACGAGGGAGGAGGCCGGAGUGCCGGAGGCUUACGAGGUCUGGCUGGUCAAGGUGUUGACCAAGUUCCACAAGAGAUGGGAGACAGCGGAAGUCUGUGCUGCGGGGCAUGAUGGGAGUGAUUCUGAUGAGGGUGGCGCUGUCAGCAAUAUGGCGACUCUCAGGAAAUCUGUGCCCGUGGAAUUCCGCCGGUGGAUGAGAUGGUACCUGGCCAGACGUUAUGGCAAGCGAGCAGCCCCAGAAUUUAGAUGUGCCAGCCCUGGACGUAAGGGUCACAGAGGGUGCAAAGGUCAUUCGAAGUGCGAGGGUCAAACAAAGGACAAAAGCCACCGAGGCUUCAGAGGUUACGCAGAAAGUGAAGGUCAAACGAGGGGGAAAAGUAACAGAGGCUGCAAAGGUCGCCCAGAAGGAUGCAGCAAAGACAGAACUCCUGACCUUGGAGAAGAUGGCACUGGGAAGUGGGGGAAGAAAUCCCAGGUGUGUGGACCAAGGUCUGGUCACGUGACGAGCCAGGUGCCCAGACAGAUUCGAUCGUGGACAAAACGGUUCAUCAUGACCUGGAGACUGGACCAUCAGAUCCCCACCUCUGUACCCACCUACCUCUCUGACAAUGUCAAGGACGCUGGAGUGCCUGAGGACUAUGUCACGUGGUUGUUGACAUUUCUGCCCAGAUGGCACGUGAGGACGGGUCAGGUGGACCAGAGCAAAGUGGACGUUCAAGAAGUGAGGAGGGGGCAGUUGAAGGAGCUGGUACCCCGGGAGUUCCGAGACUGGGUCAAGCGUUACUUGUACAGACACUACAGUCACCACCCGGCACAGAGCGGAGGGGAGAGGGGGGAGGAGGAGGAGGAGGAGGAACGAUACCGACGCUGGCUACAGGUUUUCAAGAAGAAAUGGCUGCUGCAACAGGUCACUUCCGGUGACCUUGGUCCACUGUGUCCCAACAACAGCAGCAGCGAGGAGGAGGAGAAGGAGCCAGGAGCAGCCAUUGUGACCUCUGACCCUGACACAGACGUAGAGGUCAUGGAGUCCUCGAUGAAACGUCUCAGGCUGGGGCGGGAAAUCCCACAGAGAGAUGGUCAGUUUGCCGUGACCGCCGGACGUGUCGAUCUUCCGGACAGUGGCUAUGAUGACAAGGGAAACGUCGAGUUUACAGAGAAAAUGCCUCGUUCUCCUGCGUUCCGGCGUUUUGCCAGAGAGCUGCUCUACGACUGGGACGGGAGAUCACCCACUGACGACACCGAUGACGACAUGGAGUUACCUCCCCGUGUCUACAGAUGGCUAGGUCGUGUGAUGAAGAAGGUGGAGAAAAAAAGGACAAGACAAGGGAGGAUGGCAGCCAUGCAAGAGAUGGAAGAUGUCAGACGGGGAAUAUAAACUACUGAAAAAGCUCAGAAAUGUGUCUUUCUGAAAAUAAAGAGUCAAAUGUUUUUUGUUACAAAAUUGAUCUUGUAAAGAUGCUGGCCUCAGAUUUACUCGUGCGACAUGUAUAGAUCUAGCAAUAACCCGCUGGGUAUUUUUAGAUUUCGCUCAAGAGUGUAAUGGUUCGAUUUUUGAAGCCACUUUUGAGAUAUCGUCGAAUUUUAUGAUGAUUUAUGUACAUUUGUAUUAUAUAUUAUGUCUUAUGUAGUUCUCCCAUAAGCACCAGUUUUCGAGUUCUGUAAAAACAGUUCAUUCAGAAUGCUAUAAAGCAAUGUGACUGACAAGAACUUUUGAAUAGUGGCAAGUUGGGUUUUGCUUUGGACAAAGUAAAUCAACCUUUCCCUAACUCAAAAGAUGUCUGCUUCGCUUCGAAUGCCACUUGUAUUUCAGCGGAGUUUUUUGUGAGUUUAUGAUACAGACAAUAAAUAAAUGUUAAUAUUGUACUUGCAAUUAGAAAGAUUUGGAGUUGAAUUCCUGGCUCGGCCACGUGGAAUGCUGUAUUCUUAAGGAAGGUACAUGAUGUACUUUGCCCAGUCUGUUUUGAACUUCCUUGCAAGCCUAAUAAAAUGAUCUGGAUUCUUA